CGGUCUUCCUUUUCUCUCUAAAAAAAAGAAAAACAAAAAAUUGAGAAUGGAUUUAGAGACUGUGAAGAGGUAUCUGGAAAAAGGAGAAGGCGAAAACGCAUCGAAAAUCGAUGAAAUGCCUCGAAGAUUCUUCGAGCCCUUCGUACUUGAAGGGCUACGUGUCGAUCUCAUCGAACCUGGACGGAUCAUCUGCUCCAUGAAUGUGCCUCAACGUUUACUGAACAGUGGCAAUUUUUUGCACGGUGGGGCCACGGCAACUCUGGUGGAUUUGGUGGGUUCGGCUGUUAUUUACACUGUUGGAGCUCCGUUGACCGGCGUUUCUGUGGAGAUCAACGUCUCUUACUUGGAUGCUGCUUAUGCUGAUGAGGAAAUUGAGAUAGAGGCAAAGAUUUUACGUGUUGGGAAGGCCAUUGGAGUAGUCAGCGUUGAGUUGAGGAAGAAGAAGACGGGGAAAAUUAUUGCUCAGGGACGCCAUACUAAAUACCUUGCUGUCUCUAGCAGAAUGUGAAGCGCCUGUUUAUCUGUAUAUCAUAUGAAGGUGUUGCUUGGGAAUUGCCUCACCCUUGUGUAAUGUAUCCGAACUUGGUGUAUUUGCUAAUAAAUGUCCUUAUGGUAUGAUUCAUAGAAAUCACCAAUGCAACCAUGUGAAGUCUUGAUUAUGGAUUAUGAUAAGACACAUACUUGUGGAAUGUCUUACCUGACCUAAAUAGCUUCUUCUGGCUUCAUCAGUUUGAGCAGCGGCAAAAACACUUGAAUUGCUGGGUUAUUCCCCUCAUAUAGUGUUUUCUGUGGAAGAAAAAGCCAUUUGAUCA
Cornus florida is the source of this 812-nucleotide messenger RNA. RefSeq lists its product as uncharacterized. The transcript is spliced from 3 exons. The coding region runs from base 47 to 508 and encodes 153 amino acids. The record is from RefSeq and is a predicted model, not a curated record. Gene Ontology annotation, molecular function: fatty acyl-CoA hydrolase activity. NCBI's taxonomy places the organism in Eukaryota, Viridiplantae, Streptophyta, Magnoliopsida, Cornales, Cornaceae.